Molecule: messenger RNA, 1110 nt
Organism: Agrilus planipennis (emerald ash borer)
Lineage: Eukaryota; Metazoa; Arthropoda; Insecta; Coleoptera; Buprestidae
Product: serine/threonine-protein phosphatase 6 catalytic subunit
Exons: 5
Coding region: 76-1002 (308 amino acids)
Biological process (GO): peptidyl-serine dephosphorylation; G1/S transition of mitotic cell cycle
Cellular component (GO): cytoplasm
Molecular function (GO): protein serine/threonine phosphatase activity
Source: RefSeq, a predicted model, not a curated record
UUCGUUUGACAUUGCUGCUUGAUUCAUAGAUAUUCUUGUUUCUAACCUAUUAUUUAUACUAUUUACAUUAGUUUUAUGCUUUUUAAACAAAUGUCUGAACUAGACGAAUGGAUAGAAAUAGCAAGGGAUUGCAAAUAUCUUCCCGAAAACGACCUAAAAAAGCUGUGCGAUAUCGUUGCUGAAUUAUUACUAGAAGAAUCUAAUGUGCAACCUGUCUCCACUCCUGUUACCGUUUGUGGUGAUAUUCAUGGGCAGUUUUAUGACCUAGAAGAGUUAUUUCGUCAAGGGGGCCAAGUGCCAGAUACCAACUACAUAUUCCUAGGAGACUUUGUCGAUAGGGGCUACUACAGUUUAGAAACGUUCACAAGAUUACUAACGCUGAAAGCUAAAUAUCCAAACAAAAUAACGCUUUUAAGAGGCAACCAUGAAAGCAGGCAAAUUACCCAAGUUUAUGGCUUUUACGAUGAAUGUUUGAGCAAGUAUGGGAAUGUAAAUGCAUGGAAGUAUUGCUGCAAUGUAUUUGAUCUUCUGACUGUUGCAGCUUUAAUAGAUGAAAAAAUACUAUGUGUUCAUGGGGGUCUUAGUCCUGAAAUAAAAACUGUUGACCAAAUAAGAUGUCUAGAGAGAAAUCAAGAAAUACCACACAAGGGUGCCUUUUGUGACCUUGUUUGGUCUGAUCCAGAGGAGAUUGAAAAUUGGGCUACAAGUCCCCGUGGUGCUGGGUAUCUGUUUGGUGCUAAAGUAACUCAUGAUUUUAUGCAUAUAAAUUCUCUUACUUUGAUAUGCAGAGCACAUCAGUUGGUUCAUGAAGGAUACAAGUACAUGUUUGAUGACAAGCUGAUUACAAUAUGGUCAGCCCCAAAUUAUUGUUAUCGUUGUGGGAAUAUUGCCAGUAUUUUGGAGUUUCAAGCAGCAGACAAAGCUGAAGCCAAACUUUUUAAUGCAGUGCCUGAUUCAGACAGAGUCAUUCCAAAUAGAACAGUUACACCCUAUUUCCUUUAAUUUAACUUUUUUUUUAAUAUUAAAUAAAUUAUUCAAUCUCAAAUAAAAUAAUGAACUUAUAAUAGCUGUCUUUUCCUUGUUUUCUAUUAAAUAAACAUUUAAACUUAA